GAAAAAACAAGAAAAGUAAAGAGAAUUCUAGAAGAAGUUCCAUUUAUAACUGCACCUACUCUUCACCAUCACAAUAUCACAAGUCACAACUAGCACAGCACCACACAGAUCAGAAGCACUACAAAACUUGUAACAAUGUCCUCCACAUCCAAAUCUUUAAUCCAAACACUAAAACGCUACUUCAAGAAACCUUGGGAAAUAACAGGACCACAAUCAAGUCCUGAAUAUGUACCCUCCAUACCAAAAGCUACAGAGUACAGAAUAUUCUCACCUGCAACUCCACAAGCUGAAGCUAUAGUCCCAUCAUCAAAUCCUGAGACUGUAUAUGAUAUCAACUACUUUUCACGUGACCAAAGGCGUAAUCGUCCUCCUAUAAGGAGAACUGUACUUAAAAAAGCUGAUGUUGAGAAGAUGAUGAAGGAGAAGACAUUUGAUAUUAAUGAUUUUCCUAAGCCGUAUUUGACUGCUAAGGUUGAGGAAGAUGAUAAUGCUAUUGGUGGUGGCUACCAGAAAUAGAAGGCUCUCUGGUCGUGGCAAACUCGUGCUGCUGCUGCAAUAACGUGCUUGAUGAUGUUUUGCAAUAUUAUGUGAUCAUGCCUCGUGAAAUAAAUUGGUUUGCAAUGAGACUAAUUUCAUGAAGUGGAUAUUCGUGUGUGUUCGAUCUCGUGUCGUAAAUUGGUCAGACUCAGAUGUUGCUUUCUGUUGUCUUGACGUAUUGUGUUGAUAUGGUUCUAGCACUAAAUGAUGUGCCAUUUGGAAUUUUCAAUAAAGUUGGCAAUAAAUUCAAAUGAGGUCAUGCUAUGCUCUUUAGGUUGUCUGUCUUGCAAUACAGCAAGUUCCUUCGUCUUACUUCAAUGAGCACUGGUAUUGCAAGAUGUAGAAAAAUUUCUGGCUUGGCCAAUAUGUUUUCUGUAUCACUUAUUGAUGGUGCCAUACAUGAAAUUCGUGUUCUUUGAUGA
This is a messenger RNA of Lycium ferocissimum, 959 nucleotides long. RefSeq lists its product as uncharacterized. The record is from RefSeq and is a predicted model, not a curated record. The transcript has 2 exons. The coding region runs from base 136 to 516 and encodes 126 amino acids. NCBI's taxonomy places the organism in Eukaryota, Viridiplantae, Streptophyta, Magnoliopsida, Solanales, Solanaceae.